GUUCAGGGCCUGUGACACAUGUAUCAGCGCAUGGAGUGACAAAAUGCACAAAUCAAUGCUAUAAUUGAGGGCAGUGCUGAUUUAGAGACCCUUUCUUUUGUAUAUUGCAUACUUCAACAUGCCACGUGUAAAGGCCCAUGAACUCCGCUCUAAGAAGCCCGACGAGCUCGAGGCUCAGCUUACUCAGCUAAAGACUGAGCUAGCUAACCUUCGUGUUGCCAAGGUGACCGGUGGAGCUGCUUCCAAGCUGUCCAACAUCUCUGUGGUGCGCAAGUCUAUUGCUACCGUCCUUACGGUAAUCACCCAGACCAGACGUGAGCAUCUACGUGCCCACUACAAGGGUAAGAAGUACGCUCCCCUUGAUCUUCGCGUAAAGAAGACGCGUGCUAUCAGACAACGUCUUUCCAAGGCCGAUGCUUCACGCAAGACCCUUUCCGCACAGAAGAAGGCUAUGCACUUCCCCAUGCGUAAAUACGCUGUUAAGGCAUAAACGUAUUUAAAGUUGAUGUGUAAUAUAUGGCGUCUUUCCUUUCAAAUGACUGAGCUUUUUGUUCUAAAAUCUAAGAUUUAAUAUCAAUCACAUUUAUCAGUGUGUUUUGUGUCAUCUGAACGCAGUGCGUGUUUUAGUAACAUAAUUGACUGUGUUUAUGUCUGAAAUCGUUGGUAAAAGUACAUUUUUUUUGGGUUUCUCGCAUACAAAUUUCUUGUGGUAGUUGUAUGUUGGUCGGUGAUGAAUAACACGAGGCAUUUGUAUUAGUCUGACUGUGAUGUGUGCCUGUUUUUCACGCCGUUUUGGCAUUGGAAUUCAGUGCCAGUAUCGAUGUUGGCAUGAUUACAAACCCGUACCAAUUCCUGAGACCAAUGGAAAUUUAUGAUUAUCAACUCUUUACACUAUCGGUUCAAAAUAAAACCUGAAUAUAUAACUUUGGAAUGGUUUAUACAUAUAUUCGUUGUUAUGAAUGUAAGUUUUGACGUCUGUCCGACUUGAUUGACACUAGCUAUAUAUUGCAAGGGAGUGUUCACAUUGCGUGCGCUCGGUACAUAUGAACACAUAUUCACUCCUCGAGACAAGUUUGUUGCAAGAUGCUGUAUUGAGAGAGCAUCACACAAACGUUACAGCAUCUGUGGCGACUUUAUUGGGAUCGUCAGUGAGGAUAAGACUACACUAGAAAUCGUGGAACCAUAUUGGUACUUCACCGCGACGGUAGUAUGGUGGCAGCAAGGGCCGUGUGGAAUUCUUGCGGUGUAGAGUUCAUCAUGGUAUGAUCCCGAAUAUUCUAUUAUCGACUGUAACGAUGUUGCGACGUGUGAUGCGUCGGGUGAAAGAAUAGGCACAGUACAGAACAUGACGAAUUGCGGCGAGGGUCAGCGAUUCGAGUUGUUCAGAAUUGUGAAGUGGCCUACGUUUGUUUCGAGGCGUUAGGUGAAAUCUGGCUGAGACGUAAUUGUGAGGAUGUAGGGCGUUAAAUGGAUUACUCAGAGAGAUGAAUGGCGAAUCGUCGUAUCACUAAAUGAAUGGUGGUACACAGAACGGAGUUUGUAUACAGAACGAAUUAGUUGAACUGCGAGAUUCAAUUGGCUUAUGAUUGACUUACACGAGGCAUUUGUAUUAGUCUGACUGCGACGUGUGCUUACUUUCCCGCCGUUUUGGCACUGGAGAGC
Sphaeroforma arctica JP610 is the source of this 1662-nucleotide messenger RNA. RefSeq names its product 60S ribosomal protein L35. Gene Ontology annotation, cellular component: cytosolic large ribosomal subunit; ribosome. The transcript is spliced from 4 exons. Bases 119 to 490 code for a protein of 123 amino acids. The record is from RefSeq and is a predicted model, not a curated record. Gene Ontology annotation, biological process: translation; maturation of LSU-rRNA from tricistronic rRNA transcript (SSU-rRNA, 5.8S rRNA, LSU-rRNA). Lineage: Eukaryota; Ichthyosporea; Ichthyophonida. Gene Ontology annotation, molecular function: structural constituent of ribosome; mRNA binding.